GAUGAACGCCAGCGUUGAUAAAAAUCUUAGGCAAUUUCGUAUUCAAUUUUUUCUGGCAAUUUUUGUGUAAACUUUUUAACGGCAGAAUUUUCUAACUUUCUCCACCCAAUAUCUUUAUUUCACCCUCAAAAUGGAAGCAUCUGGUCAUGUCUUGGACAUUUACCCUGCUAAUGUAACGCGUCCAGCCAUAAUAAACUUUUCAUUUCCAUACAAGUUGUGGUUAGUUAUAAACUUGGAUUUUUGGGAAUUUCUUCGUUGGAACCGCGAUGGUACUGUGAUUCUUUUGGACUUAUCCGGCCUGGAGGAGUACCUCAAUUCAAUGCGUUCAAUUUUUAAAAUAAAAAAUUGCUCGGUAUUUUUGAAACAUCUUGACGAAUUUAAAUUUGAACGCCUCAAUGUUCAGCUCGAGGCCGAGGAGGAUAUACUUUUGCAAUAUAAACAUGAAUCAUUUCAACGCUACCGUUUGGAUUUAUUGGCCAAUGUACGUCGUGAUGGCUAUGCAGAUAAUGGUUGUAUUGAAAAUGGAGACGACAAAGAGGGAUCGUGUUCCAAUAGGGCUGAAAAAAAUCCGCAGUUGAUGCUCUCAAGAAAAGUGUCUAGUCGUAUGCCGGGUGAUUUAUGUUUCAUGUCUCAUGGCUGUUUGUCACAAAUUCAAAGGAGUCGUAUACGUUUUCAAACUAUUUUUAAUUUUCAAAAUGAGGCUGCUUUAUUACGCGAUAAACUAAGAGUAUCCGAUGAAAUUGCUGAACGUAAUAGACGGAGCUGUUUGACAAAGACUCCUACACGCAUAACCAAGGCAGCUAACGACAAUGAUCAAGUUAUUGAGGUAUCGGCUGAUCUUUAUGAAAAUCCUCACGAUUCGGUAUUACAUUUCGCUGAUGACUUUCGUCCGGAAUAUGCAGGUUAUUAUGGAAAUGUUAGCAAGGAAAUGCUGCUGAACUUUUUCGGUGAAUAUCUGCCGACCUAUGCAGAUGGAACCAUGGAAGUGCAGAAAAUCAUUGCGGAUAGCAGCGCUAACAAGGCAGCAAUUACCACUGAUAUCAAUACUGAGACAGUUAUUCCAUCUGACAUGACAACUGCAACUUAUACCAAUUACGGAUCAACUACUUCCACAUUAAUUUCAAGUGAGGACUUUCAAGCAAUAGACGAUUUGCAUUUUACUUCAAGCUUACAGCCAAUAUUUAAAACUGAAGAUGAACAGAAAAACGUUUACGAAAGCCCAACCGAAUUUCAUAUUUUCUCAGAAAAUGUUGCAGUCGAUGAUGUAGACACUGAAAUAUCCAUGGAUGAAUUUCUGAAAUUCAAGGAUCCUUUGGCAUUACACUGUAAUGAUAACAUGGAGAUGAAAAAUGGAAACGAUAAUAUUGCUAACAAUGGAACGCAUUGUGAUGAUUUUCUUAAAUUUAAAGAUCCAUUAGAAUUCGAAGAAAAUAAGGAAAAUUUUAACGACCAACCUCAAUGUUCUAAAAAUUCUGCAAAUAGGUGCCAACCACCUAAGUUAAAAAUGAAUGAAGAUAACAACAAAGAGGACGAACAAAAUUUUCGUAGCUUUUUUAGACAAUAUAAGGCUUCCCUUAAUUUGUUGUACGAUAAUUAAUUAUUUUAUGAUUACUUUAGUUUUCUAUUAAUCAUUGCAUUAUUAUAUGCUUAUUUUUAUUGGUGAUUAACUUGGUCAGCUUUUAUUUAUAAUGUUCACAAAAACAAAUUUGACUCACGUUCUUUUAUAUUUAAUCCUUCAAUAAUUGGUUUCUCAUAAUGAAAAUUCCAUACGAAUCAUACUUUUUAUGAUAAUUAAACAUUUGUCCAUCUUAUUUUUUUUAUUGUAAUACGUUAAUCGUUCCGAUUAAAAAUUGUUAUAAUUAUUAUGAUAAUCCCUUUGAUUGUGGUGAAUCCGUAUUUAAAUUUUUUGUAAUAUUGUAUGUUGUUAACAAUUGAUUUAGUAUGUAUUUGUAUUUUA
Molecule: messenger RNA, 1957 nt
Organism: Musca domestica (house fly)
Lineage: Eukaryota; Metazoa; Arthropoda; Insecta; Diptera; Muscidae
Exons: 2
Coding region: 131-1597 (488 amino acids)
Biological process (GO): regulation of DNA-templated transcription
Molecular function (GO): sequence-specific DNA binding; DNA-binding transcription factor activity
Source: RefSeq, a predicted model, not a curated record